Molecule: messenger RNA, 1794 nt
Organism: Erpetoichthys calabaricus (reedfish)
Lineage: Eukaryota; Metazoa; Chordata; Cladistia; Polypteriformes; Polypteridae
Product: E3 ubiquitin-protein ligase TRIM39-like
Exons: 5
Coding region: 1-615 (204 amino acids)
Molecular function (GO): protein binding
Source: RefSeq, a predicted model, not a curated record
AUGAGAGAAACAAACACCAGAUAUGAUUCAAUAGUUGGAUUCCUUCGUAUAUGGUUCCUGCACAAGGAAAUUGCUGAUGUCACUUUUGACCCUGAGACUGCAGAUCCAUAUCUCAUUGUGUCUGAAGACGGGAAAGAAGUGAGAGACACAGACACAUGGCAGAGAGGGACGGACAAUCCAAAGAGGUUUGGCCACAGUGUUAUUGUCCUGGCCAGAGAAGGAUUCACGUCAGGGAGACACUACUGGGAGGUGGAGGUCGGGGGGAAGACUAAGUGGACUUUAGGAGUCGCCAGAGAGUCGGUCAACAGGAAGGGGGAGAUUACACUGAGCCCAUAUAAUGGAUACUGGACUGUGUGCCUGAGGAAUGAGAACGAGUACGAGGCUAACACUGACUGUCCUCUCCACCUCCCCCUGAGAGUGAAGCCCCAGACAGUGGGGGUCUUUCUGGACUAUGAUGAAGGUCAGGUCUCCUUUUACAAUGCCCAGUCCCGCUCUCACCUCUACACCUUCACAGACUCCUUCACUGAGCCCCUCUAUCCGUUCUUCAGUCCUGAACUUAAUGACGGUGGUAAAAACGCGGCCCCUCUGGUCAUCUGCCCCCUGCGCACACACUGACCCCUCAGUAUUAAUGUCGUCUGUCCAUCUCUGUGUCAGGUCAGAGCAGCACAAAGCCGAUGGAGACUUUCUUUAACAUUCAGACCACCGAACUCAAAGCCCCCCUGAGGUGUCCUGCUGUUUGCUGCUCGUCUGAUUUUCAUUUUCAGGAUUUCUGUGUUUAAUGAGACAUCAGGACUGAACACUUGGGAUUUUUAAAUGGCGUCGGAUCAAAGCGUCGGCUCCAUAAUCAAAUGUGAAUCUUUAUAAUUUGAUCUGAGGGUCUGAAAAUGAACAGAAAUCCUGAGUGUGCGUCUUUAAUUUGACAUUCAAAGAGGAAUUCAACAAAGAUGGUUGUGUUCUCCACAGCACUGGAUUGGUGUUCUUCAGUCUUUGUGUGACGUCACUUGCUGGUGGUCAGUCCUGAUGACCCUGAGGUGCCCACUUUGUGACAUUAAAAGACUGAGAGGACAUGAAGAGUGUGAGCUGAGCAGAAGAAAUCCGAGACCCUGAAUAUCGAGACCACCGUCCAUUUUGUAACUCGCUUAUCUAAUUCAGGGUCACAGGGGGCUGUCAAUGUGGGGGGGCAACACAGAUAAGAACCAACCUACGACACCAGAGCUGAAGGCCGGACCACCAAUCACUGUGUUACUACGAGACCACCAGUCAGACAAACAUGAAUUCAUAUCUAGCGUUAUAUACUUCUAUUGUUAAACGUGGACUGAAAUACACAACACUGUAAGUCUGUGAGAAGUUCAUCAACACUGAGAUGAGUUUGUGAUGAAAUGAAAUAAAACAGAAAUGAAAAUAAAGAAAGGCAGGAAUUACAAAAAUAAAUCAUCGACAUCAGUGAGGUGUCCUCUGUGAUAAAAUGGCUUCUCAUGAACUUCUCUGAGGGUCCACCUCACAGUCCUGAAACUCCAGCAGACUCGGUGUUCAUAGACUGACACACACAGGUGGUCUGCUGCAGUGGUAGAGUCGGAGUGUGUUACAGAAAUGACAAUAAUAAGUUUAAUUCAUGAACAGAGUGCUAGACGUGACAAAAGAACUGGAGAAACAGAAUUAAAAAAUGGACGACUUCACAGAAAUCAGCACAAUUAAAAAUGACAACAGAAUACAGAAUUGUGUGUGAAUGACACCCUCUUGUGGUCAUGAAGUGUAAUUAAAAUAAUCAAAAAUGGACCAAAAUAUAUCAAUCCA